GUCACAUGUUGUAUAGACAUGAUAUUUUAUCGUAAGCCCCACAGCAAAGUAUAAUUGUAAAAAUAUGAAUAUGCUGUGGGUCGGCCGCCGUGCGCACGCGUGUUAGUCUCGGAUUACAUGGCGUUUCCUGUCAGCGCGAGAUGAGAGAGGGGGGCUACGCGAUAACCCCUGCACUUCAGAAGUAAUAAUCACAACAAAGUGCGAAGAAUUUCUAGGGGGGAUCAUGUUGCAUAAAAAGUAGAUGCUUCGCCGGGGGUUUGAUGACCUGCUGUUAACAUGGAUGUGGGAUUAAUGCUGUAUAACAACCUGAAAGAUGUGACAUGGAGCACGGCGUCAAUCCCCUUAGAUCGGCUUGUCAGUGCUUACAGGCUACCCCAGAUUGUGAAGCUUGACAGCGGUGAGUUGGUGGAGGGGCUGCGAGAAAAUGACUACGUUUUAAUACAUUCAAGUCGGCAGUGGACUACAGUUACUGCUCACAGUCUAGAGGAGGGCCAUUAUGUCAUUGGGCCUAAAAUAGAAAUUCCAGUUCAUUAUGAAGGUCAGUUUAAGCUGUUGGAACAAGACCGAGACAUAAAGGAGCCAGUGCAAUACUUCAGCAGCGUCGAGGAAGUUGCUAAAGCAUUUCCUGAACGUGUUUAUGUGAUGGAAGAUAUAACAUUUAAUGUUAAGGUGGCUUCAGGUGAAUGUAAUGAGGAUACUGAAGUUUACAAUAUUACGCUGAGUACAGGUGAUGAGCUCACUUUGAUGGGCCAGGCAGAAAUUCUGUAUGCAAAAACGUCCAAAGAAAAGUCCAGGCUCAACACGAUUUUCAAGAAGAUCGGAAAGCUGAACUCCAUCAGCAAGCUUGGGCGUGGGAAGAUGCCCUGCCUGAUCUGCAUGAACCACAGGACCAACGAGAGCAUCAGCCUGCCGUUCCAGUGUAAAGGCCAGUUCAGCACCCGCAGCCCCCUCGAGCUGCAGAUGCAAGAGGGUGAGCACACGAUCCGCAACAUCGUGGAGCGGACACGUCUCCCCGUCAACGUCACCGUCCCAAGCUCGCCUCCCCGGAACCAGCACGACCUCCACCUCAUCCGAGAAGGCCACCGCUACAAGCUAGUCAACAUCCAGACAAAGACAGUGGUCGUCUGCUGCGUGUUGCGCAGUAACAAGAUCAUCCCCAUACACUUCCCUCUCCAUUUAGCCAUGCCCAAAUUCAUCAUUCCAGAAGGACUCCUCCAGAACGAGCUCUGGUUGGAUACCAUGGUGCAUCGUUGGUUCUGCUUCUGCCAGGAGCAGUUUGACAUUGAUGAUUACUCUCGUGCCGUUCGAGAUGUGAGGACUGACUGGAUAGAAGAUGGCAAAAGUCCCAAGAAAAGUAGUAAGAACGGGAGUAGCAGCAGUACAUGCCCGUCGCAUAGCAAUGUGCCCAACUCACUCACCUACGCCCGGGAAGAACUUACUCAGUCCUUUCACAGACUUUCCGUAUGUGUGUAUGGGAGCAAUCUGCAUGGGAACAGUGAAGUCAAUCUGCAGGGAUGUAAGAAUCUCUGUGGAGAUUGGGCCCUUGCUCCACAUGACUCCUUGCAUGAGUCUGUUGACAACAAAUACCUUCUCUCUGAAUCGGUGGAAGAAUUGAGGCAGCCUGUUCUCGUCAAGCCAGAUCUUCCGUACGAAGAGCUGUGGUUAGACCAGGAUAUGUCUCAGCUCCCUACACAGACUGCAUCAUGUAGUGGAAAGCAUAUCACGUGUGAUGUCAAAAGGAGCUCCUUAAACUCCAAAUGUACAGCAGGCACUCAGCUCUACCCUGCCUCAGGACCUGUCAGCUCAAUCACAGUGUCUGACAUCUACAUACCUCCACCCCCUGUGCCUCCAAAGUCAGAAGCUGUGAAAGAAGAAUGCAGGCUUCUAAAUGCCCCCCCUGUCCCUCCACGGUGCUCCAAGCCCAGCACGACAAGCCAUCCUGUCUCCGUUUUAUGCACCAACAGCCAGCAACAAAAGACCCGCUCUCCCAGUCCGACAUUGUCAUACUAUUCAUCAGGGCUGCACAACAUUGGACUUGGCGAUAAAGGAGUCACUCAGCCAGAUGAACAAAACCCGGUGUGCUAUCCGUGCAACUGGAUGAAACAAGAUACAUUAAAAGAUGAGAAAACAUCACCAUGCGGAAGCCCUGAUUCUGUUCCCCUGAGACUCUCUUGGCCAAACAAUUUUAGUGAGGCAGAUUCCCAUGAGAACAAUUUUUUACCAGGCCAGUGCCGAAGUUAUUACAGCUAUCCUCGGAAGAAAAUGUCAAGCACCUCAAAGGGAUAUACUUCCACCUCAUUUGACCCAGAUGCAAAGGAAGUUUCUGAAGCAAGCACUUUGCCUACAAAAUCUAAUGAAGCCUCUCAGAAAGCCCACAACUACAUCAAAUCAAGCUAUUCGCUUGAAAUGUACAAUGACAAGUCUUUAGCUGACUGUAGCACAAAACAGAGUUUAUCAUGUCCACUGUUACCUCCAAGAGUGCCUAAAUCGGUUGAGGAGAGGGAAAAUAAAGACUUGUCUUCAAUGACAGUGGCAGUUGAUGAAAUGCAACAGGUAAGUGAGAAUUCUCCAGUGGAUAAAGAAGAUGAUUGCACGUUUGGCACCAAAGACUUCACAAACAACGUUUUCUCCAUUUCAUAUCCCUGUCAUCCCCCUUUGCAGCUUGGUCCCCAGUCAUGCAACAAUGGUUCGUCAUGGCAGCCACCCACUAACCUCUCUGGACUUUCAAUUGAAGAGGUGUCCAAUUCUCUUCGGUUCAUAGGCAUUUCUGAGGACAUCGUCUCUUUGUUUGUCUCAGAAAAGAUAGAUGGAAAUUUACUUUUACAACUGACAGAGGAUAUCCUGUCUGAAGACUUUAAGCUGAGUAAACUUCAAGUGAAGAAACUUAUGCAAUUUAUAAAUGGCUGGAGGCCAAAAAUGUAAUGUUCAGAAAACUUUUUGGGAGAACGACAUUACUCCCAGUCUCUGUAUUGCACUUAAUUUUUGUUCAAACACUAUUUGUGCAAUGCAGAUUCAGGUAUUUAUCAACGGUACUUUUAAUCAUGUGCAAAUAUACACCUGAGGUGCUCUGUGCAUUGUAUAUUUCAUGAUAUAUCCUAGAUUUCACCAAGUAUUUUUUUAACCAGUUACGGUACAUUUUGACAACUUAGUGCUAUAAUUGUCACGGGAAACCCAAAGCCUUACAGACAAUAGCUAUGUAUUGGGGUAGCGUUGUCACAAAACUCCUCCUGAGUUGAGGAUUCAAAACUAACCUCAGCUUUCUGCAUUUGGAGUUUGCAUGUUCUUCAUAUGUAAACAUGAUUUUCCUCUAGAUUACAUGGAUUUUCUCCCUUCAUCCAAAGACAUGCUUUGCAGGUGAGUGGAUGAUGACGAGUGUGUGUGUGUGUGUGUGUGUGUGAGAGAGAGAGAGAGAGAGAGAGAGAGAGAGAGAGAGAGAGAGAGAGAGAGAGAACAUACCUUGUGAUGGACUAGUGUACCAUACAGGGUGUAUACAAUGUCAUAAAAUAUAUAAAACUCAGAACUAUGCCAGUUUCAUUCUCCUGGUAGAUAUUGAAGAAACAAUUGCCAUAAAAUGUUUGAUUUUCUUUUUUUGAAAAUUAACCUUUUUUAUUAUUAUUAAGAACAAAGCUAGAUACCAAUAAUAUAGCUUUUCAGAAUACGUAUAUUCAUUGUACUGACCUUAACUUCUGGUUUCAGCCCCAUUACCUGAUUAUAUGUUGUCUAUAAUGUCUGAGAUUAUUUUGUUCAACAGUAAUAAACAUUGUUCAACAUUA
Molecule: messenger RNA, 3773 nt
Organism: Brienomyrus brachyistius
Lineage: Eukaryota; Metazoa; Chordata; Actinopteri; Osteoglossiformes; Mormyridae
Gene: garem1
Product: GRB2 associated, regulator of MAPK1
Exons: 6
Coding region: 277-2922 (881 amino acids)
Biological process (GO): cellular response to epidermal growth factor stimulus; epidermal growth factor receptor signaling pathway
Molecular function (GO): proline-rich region binding
Source: RefSeq, a predicted model, not a curated record